UCUUGCUAUGUGUCGUCAAGUGCCAACUAUGCAAAUAGUUUGGCCUCUUCCCUACGUACAUAAUUUAUUCAAUUUUAUUUUCUCAGCUGACCAAAAUCUCUAUAUAUAUGUAGUGGAUUGACACUUGACCAUUCUCAGUAUCAUAUGAUAAUCUUAGAGCCAUGGCUGCUUUGCUCAACACAAGGCCCCUUUUCAUGCUCCUCGUUCCAUUACUACUGCUUCAUCGUGAUUUCGACACUUCUUUUAUAUUCCCCAAUUUUUCAGCGCCAUACCAGAACAGCCUUUUAGCCUUCGAAGGCGAUGCCUCUUCAGCAAAGGGUGUCAUACAGCUAACAAAGGUCCAAGAUGAUGGUAGAGUCGUGCACAACAGUGUUGGCAGAGCCACCUAUGCUCUUCCUGUUCGCCUUUGGGAUGCCCAAACUGGUAAAGUUGCAAGCUUCUCCACUUCCUUCUCUUUCAACAUAUCCUUUGGUCGAAGCAAUGGAGAUGGGAUCUCUUUCUUCUUGGGAACAACCGAAUCUACCAUGCCCCCAAAUUCAUUUGGCGGCUACCUCGGACUCUUCGAUCCUAAGUUUGCUUUUACAAAUACCGACCGGAACCAAAUAGUUGCUGUUGAAUUUGACAUGCACCAGAAUCAAUGGGACCCUCCUUUUCCCCACAUUGGCAUUGAUGUUAACUCCAUUUCUUCCGUGGCAUCGGCGCAAUGGGAAAUGGAUCCUGGAUUGAUAACAGCAUUCGUGACCGUAACCUAUCAAGCUGCUUCAGAAAGUUUCAGCGUGGUUGUCAAGAACGGACCUUCGAUUAGCCUCAUGAUUGAUUUGAAGACGGUGCUGCCAGAAUGGGUGAGGGUUGGCUUCUCCGGCGCCACUGGACGGCUAACUGAAGUGCACCAGAUUCAAUCUUGGACUUUCAGUUCCAGCUUCGAUUAGGACAGUGGACUCAUGAUGAUGUUACCUUGUUUAUUUCUUAUUAUGUUUAAGGUCACUUACCUUUUUUAUGUCUUUGGGCAAAGGCACGUGUAAUCUUUUAUUUUUAAACUAGUUUUAAAUUCGUGGUU
This is a messenger RNA of Vigna radiata var. radiata (mung bean), 1057 nucleotides long. Its product is annotated as mannose/glucose-specific lectin-like. Gene Ontology annotation, molecular function: carbohydrate binding. Bases 162 to 929 code for a protein of 255 amino acids. NCBI's taxonomy places the organism in Eukaryota, Viridiplantae, Streptophyta, Magnoliopsida, Fabales, Fabaceae. The record is from RefSeq and is a predicted model, not a curated record. The transcript has a single exon.